UUGUUUAUAACCAGAGAAGAAAGAAUAUUAAAAGGUGUUUUUCUAUUACAUCAGAAUAUGGAAUCAUCAAACUCUGAAGGUUCUUUUAAAAAGGGUAUGAAAUUAACCUUGAUCAAAACUGAAAUAAAAAACAAGUAUGUAGUGGAGGCAUAUGAAAGAUUAAAGGAACACAAAAGUUUGAAGCAGCUUCUUUUCUCAUGUCUUUGUGGAAUGGGAAAGUUUACAUCAUACUUCAUCAACGAAGAAAAUGUUUUCAAAGGAGUAAUGGAUGUGAUGAAAAUUGUUCAAAAAUUACAAAAUGAAAAAGAAAAAUUUCAUGGACAUGUUACAGUGCCAGAACUUGACAGAUUUAUGAAUUCAUACUUUCAAUUUUGGAUUGAAGAGGAAGAUAGAAGCAAACCCAGAGUUAAAAUUGCUAAGUCUACUAUUGUCAAUAAAAAAUCAGAGGGAAAAGAUGCAGAACAGUUUAUGAACUUACAUUCAAAUAAGGGACAGAAUGAAAUGCUUAAAAGAGAACCAUUGUUUCCUGGGGUUUUGUGUAAAAAAUCUGCUGAUAAUAGAAAACCACAUGUAAAACUAAUCCCAGUACUAAGGAAUAGGCCAAAAAAUUCUGCUGUCUCUCGUUGCAGGGAAAAUACAGGUAGCUAUGAUGAAACAUUAGAGAAUGAACAGAUUAAAAUUGCUGGACUUGAUUUGCCAGAACUGCAGUCAAGAAAAAUAAGAAAUAGUUAUGUGUUGGAGACAUUUCGCUUUAAAAAUGGAGAUUCAUCAAAAAUCUAUAACUGCCUUUGUGAAUGGGAAGGCAUAACUCCAGAGGUGGUCCAUUUAGAAAAUUUUGCUGCUGCAGUGAAAAAUACAAUAAGAAAGGCAGACAAAUUGAGAAGAACUAAAAGUAAUCUGUAUGAUUCUUUCUUGAUGGAGUUUUUCAAAUUUCCUCUUGUUGAAAGAAAGAAAGAGAGUAGGAAGAUGGAGGCAAAAGAGAAAGAAAAAACAGAGGAGAAAAAUAAAAGGACAUCAACUGAAACACAAACACAAAUUAAUGAUAAAGUGAAAAAACGAAAGAGGAAAAUAAAUCAUGACACAACUGCCGUGAAGAGACAAAAAAAUAAUAAGGAAGGAACCAUGAAACAGAAGGUGAAAAACUCAAAAAUAAAAAAGGCUGAUGAAAAAAAAUCUGAUAUAAGGAGUGCUCGAAAAUGCAGGACAAAACCAAAGAAUUCUGACCUGGUGAAGAAAAGAAAUUGUGUACAAAAAAGGAAAUGGAAGAGAAUAGAUGUGUUGGAAUUGCAACUGAAAAUGAAAUUACAGCACCAAACAAAACUUCAUCAAAAAAUUAAAAGACAGAAUAAUCUACUUGUUAGACAAAGGAAACAUAUUCGUGUGCUUAAACAGAAACUGGCAGGUGCUUGCUCAGGUGGUAUUUGUAAAGGAGUACAGUGUUCAUUAAUUUCUGCAACUCCACAGACUCUCUUAGUUAGAGUAAUGAAACCAUGAUGGGAGAACAAAGAUUUUGGUUAGUCUUUUUCAAGAAAGAAAGACAUUGACAAAAAUUAAGUAAGAAAGAAUCAGAAUUGUUUAUUAUAUAUACAUUAUAUAUACAUUUAGAUAGAGAAUGUU
Saccostrea echinata is the source of this 1617-nucleotide messenger RNA. RefSeq lists its product as uncharacterized. The transcript is spliced from 2 exons. Lineage: Eukaryota; Metazoa; Mollusca; Bivalvia; Ostreida; Ostreidae. Bases 58 to 1494 code for a protein of 478 amino acids. The record is from RefSeq and is a predicted model, not a curated record.